AUGACUAUAGCUCCGUUAAAUACCACUAAACCAGGUCCAGCAAAACAACACCAGCUGGGCCUUCAAAACUUGAACUAUGUGAUCAUAGCCAUUACCGCGAAAGCACUGGCCAAGACUGAAUACCAGAAUCUGUGGCGUGCUUUGAGUCAUGAAAAUAGGCGCUGUUGGCCCGACAGACCGCUGUCAGACUUGAACAAAGCUAGCACAGCAAAAUAUGCCUUUUCAUUGAAGGCAGCACAAGGCAACGCUCACAUCAACGCUUAUAUCGAACUACACAAAGGGGAUGCCGGUGAGAAAGUUCCUAAGCCGACGAACAAUGAGGGAAUUGACAGAUGA
Penicillium taxi is the source of this 336-nucleotide messenger RNA. RefSeq lists its product as uncharacterized. The record is from RefSeq and is a predicted model, not a curated record. The coding region runs from base 1 to 336 and encodes 111 amino acids. Lineage: Eukaryota; Fungi; Ascomycota; Eurotiomycetes; Eurotiales; Aspergillaceae. The transcript has 2 exons.